This is a messenger RNA of Papilio machaon (common yellow swallowtail), 1004 nucleotides long. Its product is annotated as STING ER exit protein. The transcript has a single exon. Lineage: Eukaryota; Metazoa; Arthropoda; Insecta; Lepidoptera; Papilionidae. The record is from RefSeq and is a predicted model, not a curated record. The coding region runs from base 106 to 756 and encodes 216 amino acids.
AAUUUCUAUAUCUAAACUAUAGCAAAUAGCAAUCCAUAAUUCAAUUUUCUGUAUAGUUGAAAACAGAACGUAAAUUUGAAUCUUAUAACUUUAUAAAUCAUAAUAAUGCCUAAAGUAGUAUCACGAAGUAUAGUCUGUUCGGAUACAAAAGACCAGGAAGAAUACAAUGAAGCGAAACCUUUGCAUAUAUACUACUGCCUUUGUGGGCAAAUGUCUCUUAUUUUGGAUUGUACGAUAGACCGAUUACCCUUACGUCCAACUGAUGAAGCCAGAGUUAUAGAUGGAUCAAAACACGCUCAUAAAAUCACGGCUGAUCCUGACGAAACAGUAUAUCUGAAAAGAGAGAAAGGUAUUGAAAGACAGUACAGAUUGAAAUGCAAGAAAUGUGGAAUACCGAUCUAUUAUAAACAUAAUCAAGAUAGUAACAUUGUUUUUAUAAUGCACGAAGCGUUAGUUUCAUCAGCGGGAGAAGGAACAAUGACAGAUAUUUACAAACAAGUUGCUUUAGCUCAACCUAAAAAGAUUAUGGUAACAAAACAUACUAAGAACAUGGGGAAGUUCAGUUCAGUCACUGUUUCAACUAUUGAUGAAGAAGAGGAUGAGAUUGAAGCAAGAGAGGUGGCAGACAGCUAUGCAAAUAAUGCUAGGAUUAUUGAAAAGCAACUGGAGAGGAAGGGAAUGAAUAAGAGACAAGCAGAGACACCAGCCAACAGUAGUACAGAGAAAAGAGUUCGGGGAACUUUGAUUGAUAAAUAAUUAUAAUUAAUAUUUACCUAAACUUUUUACCUUGUUUCUUUUUCUUAAGUGUGGUAACACUGGAAUUAAACAUGGUAGAGAAGGCUAAAGGACACCAAUGUCCAAUGCCUUGAUAAAAAAAACAAUAGUAGAGAUGAUUUGUUUCAAAUAAAAUCAUGAAAAAUAUUAUAUCUCUGUGUUCCAGAGAAUCAUUAUAUAUUUGCCAUUUAAAAUAUUUUUAAAGAGUUACAAAAUAAAAAUCAUACUGU